UGGCCACCCUGUGGCCCCACUGCCCCAAUGGAUCCACUGAACCUGUCCUGGUAUGAUGAUGAUCUGGAGAGCCAGAACUGGAGCCGGCCCUUCAACGGGUCCGAAGGAAAGGCCGACAGGCCUCACUACAACUACUACGCCAUGCUGCUCACACUGCUCAUCUUCAUCAUCGUCUUUGGCAACGUGCUGGUGUGCAUGGCCGUGUCCCGUGAGAAGGCGCUGCAGACCACCACCAACUACCUGAUCGUCAGCCUCGCCGUGGCUGACCUCCUCGUAGCCACGCUCGUCAUGCCGUGGGUUGUCUACCUGGAGGUAGGAGAUUGGAAAUUCACCAGGAUUCACUGUGACAUCUUCGUCACUCUGGACGUCAUGAUGUGCACAGCAAGCAUCCUGAACCUGUGUGCCAUCAGCAUCGACAGGUACACAGCUGUGGCCAUGCCCAUGCUCUACAACACACGGUACAGCUCCAAGCGCCGAGUCACUGUUAUGAUCGCCAUCGUCUGGGUCCUGUCCUUCACCAUCUCCUGCCCCCUGCUCUUUGGACUCAACCACACAGAGCAGAGCGAAUGCAUCAUCGCCAACCCUGCCUUCGUGGUCUACUCGUCCGUAGUCUCCUUCUACGUGCCCUUCAUCGUCACGCUGCUGGUCUACAUCAAGAUCUACAUCGUCCUCCGGAGGCGCCGAAAGCGGGUCAACACCAAGCGCAGCAGCCGGGCCUUCAGGGCCAACCUGAAGGCCCCACUCAAGGGCAGCUGCACUCACCCUGAGGACAUGAAACUCUGCACCGUUAUCAUGAAGUCUAAUGGCAGUUUCCCAGUGAACAGGCGGAGAGUGGAGGCUGCCCGCCGAGCCCAGGAGCUAGAGAUGGAGAUGCUCUCCAGCACCAGCCCACCUGAGAGGACCCGGUACAGCCCCAUCCCACCUAGCCACCACCAGCUGACCCUCCCCGACCCGUCCCACCAUGGCCUCCACAGCACUCCCGACAGCCCCGCCAAACCCGAGAAGAAUGGGCAUGCCAAAGACCACCCCAAGAUUGCCAAGAUCUUUGAGAUCCAGUCCAUGCCCAAUGGCAAAACUCGGACCUCGCUCAAGACCCUGAGCCGCAGGAAGCUCUCUCAGCAGAAGGAGAAGAAAGCCACCCAGAUGCUCGCCAUCGUCCUCGGCGUGUUCAUCAUCUGCUGGCUGCCCUUCUUCAUCACGCACAUCCUGAACAUUCACUGUGAUUGCAACAUCCCGCCUGUCCUGUACAGCGCCUUCACGUGGCUGGGUUAUGUCAACAGCGCCGUGAACCCCAUCAUCUACACGACCUUCAACAUCGAGUUCCGCAAGGCCUUCAUGAAGAUCCUCCACUGCUGA
This is a messenger RNA of Pteropus alecto (black flying fox), 1356 nucleotides long. It is a transcript of the gene DRD2, whose product is annotated as dopamine receptor D2. Gene Ontology annotation, molecular function: dopamine neurotransmitter receptor activity, coupled via Gi/Go; G protein-coupled receptor activity. The coding region runs from base 28 to 1356 and encodes 442 amino acids. Gene Ontology annotation, cellular component: presynaptic membrane; glutamatergic synapse. The record is from RefSeq and is a predicted model, not a curated record. NCBI's taxonomy places the organism in Eukaryota, Metazoa, Chordata, Mammalia, Chiroptera, Pteropodidae. Gene Ontology annotation, biological process: adenylate cyclase-activating adrenergic receptor signaling pathway; adenylate cyclase-inhibiting dopamine receptor signaling pathway. The transcript has 8 exons.